Messenger RNA from Neocloeon triangulifer, 1762 nucleotides. RefSeq lists its product as uncharacterized. The record is from RefSeq and is a predicted model, not a curated record. Gene Ontology annotation, molecular function: zinc ion binding. Gene Ontology annotation, cellular component: nucleus. Lineage: Eukaryota; Metazoa; Arthropoda; Insecta; Ephemeroptera; Baetidae. Bases 855 to 1493 code for a protein of 212 amino acids. The transcript has 6 exons.
UGAUUCGGGAUUCGUUAAAUACAUCAAAUGGCUAAAUUUAACAAACGAUGUUUGAAUAUUUCUCAGUGAAAAUAUAAAUUUGUAAUGAAUUUUUAUAUUAUAUCCAAACGAAAAAGAUAACUCAUACAUCUUGAUGCACACUGUGUAGCACAAAGAUCCACAACAAAAAACAAAAUAAACAGAAUCCCGCAAUUCUAGCACUUUUAGCAGCAACAACAAACCAAGCAAAUCUCUCUCUAGUGCCACCAAAAAAUUAUUUUCAGAUGCAUAUUAAUGAAUGUAAUUUGUAAACUCCAGUCCGAAAAAGAGUUGGCAAAAUAGGGAGCAAAGCAGAAGAGGUGGAUUUUGAGGAUGAGGAACUCAAAGCAGGGUCGGCUGGAGAAGGGUGGCGGGUCAGCGUCGGAGGGGGGCAGUGGCCAGGAGGCGGACUCGCCGUCGGAGCACACGAGCGAUUGUGCUUUCCAGACGGUGCUCGAGGACGUGCGGGCGUGCAAGUCGGCGCGCUGGGCUUGCGAGGAUGCGCACAAAAUCCGGCUGAAGCAAAUGCGGGCCACCCUGACCAAGCACAUCGACGAGACCGAGUGGAUGUACGAGCCCCUGGACUCAAUCCUCGGCUUCAGCAAGUAAAGCGCAAAAAGUAUCCUAAGAGAAGCGGCAUCCAACUCUGCGCUGUCCCCGGCUGUCCCACCAAGCAGUCACCAAGCGGCGUCAAGUCGUACCAGUUUCCUAAAGACAAUGAGAAGCGACGCGAGUGGCUCAAAUUGUGUUCCAUUGCCUCGUGGGCACCAACGGCCCGCAUCUGCCAGCUGCACUUUGACCCUCAUGACCUGCACCCCUUCAGGUGCCAACAGGUCAUGGCCUGUGGUCUAGCUUGCACCUGCAAUCUCCACAGACUGCCUGAGGGCAUUUUGCCUUCCAGGAAUCUGCCCAGUGCUGGUCAGAAGCAGAGGGAGAUCAAUCAAAAUCGCAAAAACAGGAUCGAGAAAAGAGAGAGGAAAAAAAUCGUGAAGGAACUUCUUGAACAAAACCCACUUCAGCAGCCACAAGAGAAAAUCUCCGCAAUCAAUGAGAGCAGUUUAGACGACCCACUGGGUGAAGCUCAACUUAGGAGUUUCCUGCCUGAGGAGUUUGCGAACAGAUCGUGGUUGGCCCUACCAGAUGAUGAUGCAAUUUUUGAAGUGCUAGAGCCAGUCGAAGCCCCCUCGAUUCACAUCAAGCAAGAGCCUGGAGUUGAAAAGGACCCUGACAUCUUCUGCCUUCAGGACCUAUGCAGAAUAUGUGCUCAGAAAUGUGAUGAUGAAGUUUCCAUCUUUGGAGACACUGACUAUGCUGAAAUGAUUGCAGAGUGCAUGCCAAUCAAGAUUGAUAAAAAUGAUGAGCUGCCAGCAAAAAUUUGCAAGGGCUGUUUGAAAACUGUGAAGAAAAUCCACGCAUUGAGGAACAAGUGUCGAGAGGCGGACAAAACGCUGAGAGGUCAUUUAAAGGAGCAGUAGGAUUUCGAGCGUAUGACUUUGGAGCACGAGGAAGAAUCAAAAGGAGAGAGCGAUGAGGAUGAAGUACUGAUGAAGAACGUCUGCUUUGUGGUCAACUCUAAUGACAAUUCCACAGGACAUAAUAAAAAAAAAACUCAAAAUGAUGUGGUCAGCAUUCCUCAAUAUGUGUUAAUAGGACGUACAGUGAAGAAAAAAAGCCUUUCAAAGGUCGCAAUCAAAGCUCCGUAACCUAAGUUGUUAGAGGCACCAGUGGUUUUCAUUUUUUUUUU